This is a messenger RNA of Hevea brasiliensis (rubber tree), 1477 nucleotides long. Its product is annotated as putative disease resistance protein RGA3. Gene Ontology annotation, biological process: defense response to other organism. The coding region runs from base 85 to 825 and encodes 246 amino acids. The transcript has a single exon. Lineage: Eukaryota; Viridiplantae; Streptophyta; Magnoliopsida; Malpighiales; Euphorbiaceae. The record is from RefSeq and is a predicted model, not a curated record. Gene Ontology annotation, molecular function: ADP binding.
GAUUAAAAACUUAUAAGUAAAUUAGAUGGGAUUGCUGAAAAAAAGAAGUUUCACUUAGAUGAGCGCCCUCAGAAGAUACUACCAAUGGUUGAGCGAAGAGGGCAAACUCACUCAUCUUUAACUCAAGUAGUUGUUGGCAGAGAAAAGGAUAAGAAGGAAAUUGUUGAUUUUCUUCUGUCUUCUAGUUGUGGGGAGAAUGUGUCAAUCAUUUCCAUUGUGGGUAUUGGAGGCUUAGGAAAGACAACACUUGCUCAACUUGCAUAUUAUGAUGAGACGGUGAAAUCAAAUUUUGAGCUAAAAAUGUGGGUGUGCAUUUCUGAUAAUUUUGAAGUUAAAAUAAUUGUUGAAAAGAUUUUGGAAUCUCCCAUUGGUGAAAAACCUAAAAAUCUUGAAAUGAAUACCUUGAAAGAUCUUCUUCAUGAAAAAAUUAGUGGAAAAAAAUAUGUACUUGUUUUGGAUGAUGUAUUGGAUGAGGAUUCUGAAAAAUGGUUUUACUUGAAGGAUUUGUUAGUUGGGGGUAGAAGUGGAAGCAAAUUAAUAGUGACUACACGUCUUAAAAAUGUUGCACAAAUGAUAGGAUCAACAAAAACACAUGACUUACAAGGCCUACUUGUUGAUGAUUCGUGGUCUUUAUUUGCAAAUAUGGCCUUUAAACAAGGGGAAGUCAUUAGCCCAGACCAUGAGAGAAUUGGAAAAGAAAUUGUGACAAAAUGUGUUGGAGUCCCUUUAGCUGUAAGAGUAAUAGGUCAUUUAUUGUAUUCUAAAAAUACAGUAGAUAACUGGCGAAAUUUUAAAGAAAAAGAGCUUCCAAAUAUGAAUGAAUAGGGGAGUAGUAUUAUGCAAACUCUCAUAUUGAGUUAUAUUCAUCUACCUUCUCAUUUAAAGUGUUGCUUUGCUUAUUGUAGAUUAUUUCCAAAAGAUUAUGAAAUUAACAUCCCAUAUUUGGUGAGCCUUUGGAUGGCACAUGGAUUUAUUAAAUCAUCAAAUUGAGAACAAAGUCUUCAAGAUACAGGCCUAAAAUAUUUCAAGGAUCUUUCGUGGAGGACCUUCUUUCAAGAAGUAAAAGAAGACGCGUUGGGCAAUUUAUGGAGAUGUAAAAUGCAUGAUUUGAUGCAUGAUCUUACCGUGCAAGUAGCAUGAGAUGAAAUUAUUUUAUUAAAUUCAAAUGCAAAGCAUGUUGAAGAAAAAACUCGACAUUUGCCAAUUGAUUUUGAAGUUGAGUCGUGGCAAAAAGUUACAAGUUGCUUACCUAAUUUGUCAAAGGUGAGAACAUUUGCAUCAUUUAGUUGGUCAAAAAAGCAUGAUAUUAAAAAAAUAGAAUGUGAUGAAAUUUUUUUCAAAUUAAAUCGUGUAAGGGCAUUAAGUUUGCGUGGUUUGAGAAUUAAGAGAGUGCCACGUUCCAUUGAUAAAUUGAAGCACAUAAGGUUUCUUGGUCUUUCUCAUAACAAAGACAUUGAAAUCCUUCCUGAUUUCAUUA